AUGAAACUAUUAGCACGAUGUAAUUUUGUGAAAAACGUCUCAUUUUUAUCCCGGUUCCAUGGACCGCACACCAGUAUCUCAAUUCAAAAAUAUCUAACAAUCCUAUCAAACAGACGACAACAACAAAUAAAACUUUCAUUUAUAUCAUGUCUGUAUUCUUCUAACGAAAAGAAACAAUUUAUAACCUUAGAAAAGAAGGCUCAUUCUAUAAAAGAUGCUUUAGAUCAUAAAAAGGUGCUCUUAAAAGAUGCAGAACAUAAAAUUAGACAAAAGAGUGAAGAAAUUGUAAGGGAUCUAAAGCAACAGAACAAAAUUACCAGCCAGAAGUUUAAGGUACAAAAAGAGUACAUUAUCAAGGAUAUAAUUGAAACAAAAGGUAAAAUAAAAGAAAGGAUUGAAGAUGUAAUAGAGAAAGAAAAUAUUUACACAAUACCAAACAUAUUAUGUAUUACUAGAAUAGCAAUGUCCCCAUAUUUGGGAUACACUAUUUUUCAAGAGCAAUAUUAUUUAGCUCUAGGUUUAUUAGCAUGUGCUGGAAUUACUGAUCUGUUGGACGGAUGGAUAGCAAGAAACUGGAAAGGCCAGUCAACAAAAAUGGGAUCUUUCUUAGAUCCUAUGGCAGACAAAGUGCUCAUAGCAACUUUGUUUGUGUCCCUCACAUAUCAAAAUCUGAUACCUCUCCCUCUUACACUACUCAUAGUUAGCAGAGAUGUUGCAUUAGUUAUAGCUGCCUUUGUCAUUAGAUACAUAAGUUUGCCACAGCCUAGAACCUUAAGCAGGUACUUUGAUGUGACUCAUGCAACUGCACAACUUGCUCCUACGACUAUUAGCAAAUUCAACACUGCUAUACAAUUAUUAUUGGUUGGCACCACUCUAGCCUCACCAGUGUUUGGUUAUGUUGAUCAUCCAGCACUACAAACGUUGUGUGCUGUGACUGCUGCAUCCACUAUUGUUUCAGCUUUGAGUUACUUAGUUAGUAAGGACACAUAUAAAGUUUUGAACAAAAAGUCCAAGUGA
Molecule: messenger RNA, 1017 nt
Organism: Arctia plantaginis
Lineage: Eukaryota; Metazoa; Arthropoda; Insecta; Lepidoptera; Erebidae
Source: the annotation of a GenBank genome assembly